CCAGCCUCGCGGGCCCUGAGUGGCUGGGCGGCGGCGGAGGCAGGGGCAGGGGCUAUUUAAGCGGCCCGCGCCGUGACAGCUCACUUGCCGGCUGCCGGGUGGUCGGAGGAGGGUCAUGCGCCCAGCGGAUCGGCCCUAGGCUUCGCGUCAGAAUAGUAUGCUUGUCUACUGAGGAUCACUUGUCUACUGGAUUCCCACUAUCCCACUAUCACCUACAAGAUUUGCUCCUGGAGUUGAGGCUGGCCUCUCACCAUGUCAAGCGAAGCAGAAACGACGAGUGUAAACAAUCAGCCUGUUCAGCCACAGACACCAGUGAAAUCACAACCUUUCAAAAAAGAGAAAAAGAAAGGAACAGAAAAGACGGAAGAAUUCCUUUUGGCCAGAUUUCAAGGUGAUGGUGUACGAUACAAGGCCAAACUGAUUGGUGUUGAUGAUGUUCCGGAAGCAAGGGGAGACAAGAUGAGCCAAGACUCCAUGAUGAAAUUAAAGGGAAUGGCAGUAGCAGCCCGUUCUCAAGGACAGCACAAGCAGAAAAUAUGGGUGAACAUCUCUCUUGCUGGGAUCAAGAUCAUAGAUGAAAAGACAGGGGUUAUUGAACAUGAGCACCCAGUCAACAAAAUCUCCUUUAUUGCCCGAGAUGUGACUGACAACCGGGCCUUUGGCUAUGUUUGUGGAGGAGAAGGGCAGCACCAGUUCUUCGCCAUAAAAACAGCACAACAGGCAGAACCUCUAGUUGUAGACCUGAAGGAUCUUUUCCAAGUCAUUUAUAACAUCAAAAGAAAAGAAGAGGAUGAUAAGAAAAAGAAUGAAGAGGCCAAUAAAAUUGAGAAUGGUAGUGAUGAGACAUCUUCUGAUCAAGCUGGCAAAAUGAAGCUGGCUGUUGACCAGAUGGAUCUGUUUGGAGACAUGUCUACUCCUCCUGACUUGAACAGUCCGACAGAGGAGAAUAAAGAGAUCCUGUUAGUGGAUUUAAACUCUGAAAUUGAGGUCCCUCCAGCUUCUCUCAAAGGGGAGGAACUUUUCUUGAAUGACAUCACACCUUCCUUACCACUGUCAAAGCCACAGCCAUCUUUCUUGCCCGAAAAUGCUUUCUCUGCAAACCUCAGCUUCUUUCCUACGCCCAAUCCUGACCCUUUCCGCGACGAUCCUUUCACGCAACCCGACCAAUUGGCACAGCCCUCACUUGAUUCUCCUCUCAAAUCUCCCAACCAGAAGAUGGGGAACAGUUAUGUAAAUGGGGAUGUAGAUUACUUUGGGAAACAGUUUGACCAGAUCUCUAACCGAACUGGGAAGCAUGACAAUCAGGUCAGCCAGUGGCCUCUUGAGACGAAGCCUGUCCAGCUUCCAAAUGGGAUACCUGAGAGAGAACAGAAUGGUUUCACUGCCAAAUCCCCACUAAAUGUCUUCGCGGAGAGCUCUUCCAAAGGAUUACCAGUGCAAAAUGGAUUACGGCUAGACUCCGAUAGCACCACCCAUUUGACGGCGCAUGACUCUAUAACUAUUAGCCCACCUCCACAGAGUUCCAAGCCGGGAAGAGGAAGGAGGACUGUUAAGAAUUCAGCCAAUGACUUGUUUGGCUCUGACAUCUUUGCUCCUGAACCGGCCUCAACAAGCACUCUGACCUCAGUAGCACAGCCAGCGCCGGUACAAACUAACCCUCUAGACCUCUUCAAGACCAGUGCGCCCACAGCAGCUCCCAUACCUGCACUAGGUGGCUUGCCAACGGUAACUUCCCCAACACCAGCAUGGGGGCCUCAACCUCCAGCUUUCAGCCAGCAGCUUCCGGUCUUUUCUGGAUCUGUUUUAAGUUCUCAGCCAGCAAGCUUUUCUCCACCUCUUGGUUUUGGUGCUCCUCCACAGGUUCCUAGCUGGAGCCAGACAACAUCUCUGGGAGUUACAAUCCAGCCUCCCGCUCCUGACCUCUGGGGUCAAUCUGCACGUAUUUCUCCUCCUAAUGCUUGGGGGCAACCACCCAGCACUGGAAACCCUUUCCAAGCCAACAUGUUCCCUUCCACGCUGGCAGCCCAGCCACCAUCUAUGUUAUCUUCCAUAUCAUCUACUAGUCCUCCACUUCCUCAACUGCCUCCCAGAACUGCACCUCAGAAAGAGCAAGUCAAGAAGGAGAGUGAUGCCUUCACUGCCUUGGAUCCUCUUGGAGAUAAAGAAAUAAAGGAUGUAAAGGAGAUGUUCAAAGACUUCCAGUUGACAAAACCGCCAGCUGUGCCGGCAAGGAGGGGAGAGCAACAGCAGCAACAAGUGCCACCAAAGCCCAUUCCCAGGCAAAAUGCUGUGUCACUUCCUAAACCUGCUGAAAGCUCAUUUGAAAAUCCUUUUAAGAUGGACCCUUUUGCUGCUUCCCCUCAAAAUGCAAUUACAGUUCAGCAGCAGUUGUCUUCUGCUCCAUUUGGUGAUCCUUUUGGAAAUCCAUUUGCCUAGGUUUGAUAGCAGAAUGGAGCAUAAGUGAACUGCUAUGGCAAGAGGAUGCAAGGAAUAACUGGACACCCCGUUACUAUCGUUGUUUUGUUCUUACUCCAGAUGCAUUCUAUUGAAUCCUUGGAUCAGAGACCAUGGAAGUAAUCUUCUGAGAGACCAAACUAAACUCCUCAUGCUCAUCAGCCUGGAUUGUUUUAUGUAACUGAACACACUAUGUGUCUCUUGUUGCUUCACUUUCACAUCUGUCAAGGUUCAGAACUGUAAAUGAAUGAGAGCUUGAAUAUCUUCCAGGUGGGACCCACACCAGUUUUAAUCACGUUCACACAAGGGAGAUGGAGCCCUGAUCUGAACUUGCAGCACUGAGUCACUUAGAACAUAAAUGGUCAACUACUAUUGUUGAGUCUCUUAGUCAUACAGCAAGGUUUUGAAACUUCCAACACUCCAUUUCACAUCCACCCAGUUUGUCAUGGCAUAAACAUGUCUAAAUUGUUGUAAAGGGGGAAAGUAUCAUGUGCGGCUUCCAACAGCUGGGUUUCAUGUGUCAAUUAUUGGCUCUAGUGCUGACAGUCAAAUGGAACUUUGGACACUUUCUUGUGGUGAUUGAAAUUAUUUUUGUUAACACAACUAGUGUUGGCCUCUAUCAAUAGUCUUAUUUCAUAAGCAAGUCAGUACUGAGAGAACAGAUAACCAAAUAAUCAGGUGUUUUCUUUAAAAAAAAACAACUUGGUGGGCACACUGUUAGCAGUUCAAAAGCAACUGUACUCCAAUUAGUCAAUCAGUUCAAAUUGUGAUUUUGACAAAAGAUAUGGCUGGAAUUAUAUUCUGAGUGAAAAUGUACCAUUGAAAAUAGGGCUGAGGUGUUUCUCAAACCCAAGUGUCUUUCUAUUAUGGAACUUAAAAUACAAACUUGAAGCAGUAUCCCUGCUUAAAUGUUUAGGUAAAUUUGGAGCUCUGCUUACUAGGCAAACCGUACAUCUCUAGCCAUUUGUUCUAACAGACAGGCAAUCUGCUCUGUACAUAAUGUACUGUACUUUCUUAUUAUGCAAAGAAAAAAGCUAUCAAUUUAUGUAUUUGUCUCAGACUGGAAAUGUACGAAUUUAUGGAUUGUGUUACACUGUAAAAAGUAGUUGUCAAGUGUUCUGACAAUUAAAUGUAACUUCAUUUCAAAAGUGA
This is a messenger RNA of Anolis carolinensis (green anole), 3606 nucleotides long. RefSeq names its product DAB adaptor protein 2 (gene dab2). Gene Ontology annotation, cellular component: cytoplasm; plasma membrane. Lineage: Eukaryota; Metazoa; Chordata; Lepidosauria; Squamata; Anolidae. The record is from RefSeq and is a predicted model, not a curated record. Gene Ontology annotation, biological process: negative regulation of canonical Wnt signaling pathway; receptor-mediated endocytosis; positive regulation of endocytosis. The coding region runs from base 253 to 2436 and encodes 727 amino acids. The transcript has 15 exons.